This is a messenger RNA of Nestor notabilis (Kea), 1534 nucleotides long. It is a transcript of the gene TUBE1, whose product is annotated as tubulin, epsilon 1. Gene Ontology annotation, cellular component: microtubule; cytoplasm. Gene Ontology annotation, molecular function: structural constituent of cytoskeleton; GTP binding. Gene Ontology annotation, biological process: microtubule cytoskeleton organization; mitotic cell cycle. The record is from RefSeq and is a predicted model, not a curated record. NCBI's taxonomy places the organism in Eukaryota, Metazoa, Chordata, Aves, Psittaciformes, Psittacidae.
GUUGCUUAAGCUUUAUGGCAGGAAAGGAAUUUAUGAUGAAGCAUUAAGCAGUUUCUUUAGGAAUGUAGAUACAAGAAGCGGUGGUGAUGGUCCUGAUAUUUACAAAGGAAAAAUCUGCUCUUUAAAAGCACGAGCACUGUUGAUUGACAUGGAGGAGGGCGUGGUAAAUGAAAUUCUGCAGGGACCAUUGGGGGAUGUGUUUGAUAGCAAACAGCUUAUCACAGAUGUUUCUGGGUCAGGAAACAACUGGGCUGUGGGUCAUAAGCUAUAUGGCUCCCAGUAUCAGGAAAACAUUGUGGAAAAGCUGAGGAAAGCUGCAGAACACUGUGACUGUCUACAGUGUUUUUUUAUAAUUCAUUCUAUGGGAGGUGGGACAGGAUCUGGUCUUGGAACCUUUGUACUAAAGUUGCUUGAGGAUGAAUUCCCAGAAGUAUAUAGAUUUGUUACUUCAGUUUAUCCCUCUGGUGAAGACGACGUUAUUACUUCUCCCUAUAACAGUGUUCUGGCUAUGAAGGAGCUCAAUGAACAUGCAGACUGUGUGCUACCAAUAGAAAAUGAAUCUCUGUUUGAUAUAGUUAAUAAAAUUCAUCAGUUGGCCAAUUCUGGGAAGCUAGGAUCAACUGUGAAGCAAAACAGUUUGGUAACAUCAAGUGCAGGGAAUGCAAAAACUGUACAAGAAAAGCCAUUUGAUGCAAUGAAUAAUACUCUGAACCUGACAAGCUCUGCUAGGUUUGAAGGUUCCCUUAACAUGGAUCUUAAUGAAAUCAGCAUGAAUUUGGUUCCGUUUCCUCGGCUUCAUUACUUGGUUUCAAGUUUGACUCCUCUGUAUACGUUGGCUGAUGUUAAUGUACCUUCUAGAAGGUUGGACCAGAUGUUUUCAGAUGCUUUCAGUAGAGAUCAUCAACUAAUUCAAGCAGAUCCAAAGCACAGCCUCUACCUUGCCUGUGCACUUCUCGUUCGAGGAAAUGUGCAGGUUUCAGACCUUCGCAGAAAUAUUGAAAGGUUGAAGCCUUCCCUGCACUUCAUCUCCUGGAAUCAAGAGGGGUGGAAAACUGGUUUGUGUUCAGUACCUCCUGUGGGCCAUUCCCAUUCUCUUCUGGCUUUAGCAAACAACACAUGUGUAAAACCAACUUUCAUUGAACUCAAAGACAGAUUUAUGAAGCUCUACAAGAAAAAGGCUCACCUUCACCAUUAUCUGCAUGUAGAUGGGAUGGAACAAAGCUGUUUUUCUGAAGCCAUAUCAUCUUUGUCUGACCUAAUAGAAGAGUACAAUGAACUGGAUGCCACAAAAGGUGGGCCUAGAACAGAUCCAUCAAGACUGAAGAUAGCUGUUUGAAGAAGGAGGAAUUGAUUUAAAAAGAAAAAAAGAACCCCCCCCAUGCAUCCAACUACUUCAAUUAAACAGAAUGAAUUGAAGCAUGUUGAGCUAUCGUAAUUCCAAAGUGAGACUGGGACAAUGGCUUCCUUGGCUCUGAAAGGCAUUGUAUGAAGUGACAGGCCCAGACUGUAAGAAAGAUUUGAAGGCACCUAAUUA